GUGUUUCGACUUCUCAGCUUCCUCCCAUGCAGCUGCCCUUUUCGCAUACUCGACCUGCUCGGCCUCAUCAUCGUCAUCACCCACAUUUUCAUUUCCAGAAAUACCCUUCUCAUCCUUGCUGGCCCACGCUGCAAUGUUCAUCUUGCCCAGCUGGACACCGAGCGCCACAAUCUCCCUUCUCGUCCUCAGCUUCAUUUCCUGCUCGGACAAUUCCUUUCUUCCGCUGGGCUCGGCUGUUUUAUCCUGAGGGGUCUGAUUGCAAAUAUCGUGUUCUGUAGGGGUGGGGGCCGGCGCCCCCCGGCGUGGAGUCGAAGGAAUGGAAGAAGUCGGGCUGCGAAGAGGGGUCGUGGAGCUGACUGGGGUGGGGCUUCUAGAAGGUUCCUGGCUCGGGAUAGGGGUCAUUUCUGUUCCCAUGUCUCGCAUGGACACCGAUCUUAUGGCGGGACCUGCUGUAUUCACACUCUUGGUGCUCGGCAAACCCGAAUCAACAUCAUCCACCUCCAUCAAAUCCUUACUCUCCGGACACAAAUCCACAGUCGGGCCCAAACCGAACUUAGACGGGCCCGUUUGCAAAGCGGGCUGAACAAAGUCGACCCGUUUAACCAAAGCCUUGCUCUCCAGGCCCGCCAGCUCAGGCGCCACACGAACCAUGCUCCCGCCCGAAGUCCUAUUCCCCUGAUUUUGCGAAUUCGACCUCUU
Molecule: messenger RNA, 699 nt
Organism: Striga asiatica
Lineage: Eukaryota; Viridiplantae; Streptophyta; Magnoliopsida; Lamiales; Orobanchaceae
Source: the annotation of a GenBank genome assembly